Molecule: messenger RNA, 1508 nt
Organism: Drosophila ficusphila
Lineage: Eukaryota; Metazoa; Arthropoda; Insecta; Diptera; Drosophilidae
Product: glutamate-rich WD repeat-containing protein 1
Exons: 1
Coding region: 81-1451 (456 amino acids)
Molecular function (GO): protein binding
Source: RefSeq, a predicted model, not a curated record
CGGUCACUCUACCUUUUUACACGUGCUGUUCCAAAACAAGAUACUGCUGAGGUCAAAAACAAGGCACAAUUAUUAACGCCAUGGACGAGGAAAACGAAAAUCUAAGUAUGGAAGUGGUGGAGCCUGAGGAUGCGGAAAGCGACAUGGAAUCGGAUAGCGGUAGUGACGCGGAUAACGACGGCGCGGAGACGAAGGUGGCCAAGGAGGUUUAUCUACCUGGAAAUAAACUGGCCGAGGAUGAGGAACUGGUCUGCGACGAAAGUGCCUACGUGAUGCUGCAUCAAGCUUCUACGGGGGCUCCCUGCCUGAGCUUUGACGUUAUUCCUGAUGAGUUGGGGACUGGAAGGCAGUCGUUUCCGAUGACGGCUUACAUUGUGGCUGGCACGCAAGCUGCCCGAACCCAUGUCAACAACUUAAUUGUGAUGAAGAUGAGUAACCUGCAUAGGACGCAGGACGAUGACCAGGAUGAUGACGAGGAGUUAGAAGACGACCAGGACGACGUGGCCGACCGCGAAGAGCAGAAAAAACCGCAGAUGACCUGCGCUUUAAUCAAACACCAGGGGUGCGUUAACCGGGUGCGAUCCCGCCGCAUAGGCAAUAUGGUAUAUGCCGCCUCAUGGAGCGAGUUGGGGCGCGUCAACAUCUGGAACCUGAGCCAACCCUUGCAGGCCGUAGAGGACGAUCAGCUGCUUAAGGAGUACGAACGCAACGAGACCCGUCCGGUGUUUACCUUCGGCGGGCACCAACAGGAGGGUUUCGCAGUGGACUGGAGCCCCAGCGCUGAGGGCGUGCUGGCUACGGGAGACUGCCGGCGGGACAUACAUGUGUGGAGCCCACUAGAGGACGGUACCUGGAAGGUGGACCAACGCCCGCUGGCGGGCCACUCGCAGUCGGUAGAGGAUCUGCAAUGGAGCCCGAACGAGCGAAGCGUUCUCGCCUCUUGCUCCGUGGACAGAACCAUCCGCAUUUGGGAUUGUCGAGCGGCACCGCAAAAGGCAUGCAUGCUCACCUGCCAGGACGCUCACGAGAGCGAUGUCAACGUAAUUUCGUGGAAUCAUUCGGAGCCUUUUAUCGCCAGUGGCGGGGACGACGGAUUUCUACAUAUUUGGGACCUACGCCAGUUUCAGAGUCAGAAACCCAUAGCCACGUUUAAGCACCACACGGACCAUAUUACUACAGUAGAAUGGAGUCCCAGUGAGGCCACCGUUCUGGCUUCAGGCGGUGAUGACGACCAGAUUGCCUUGUGGGACUUGGCCGUGGAAAAGGACACUGACCAAGCGCAGGCACAGGCCCAGAACGAAGAUGAGCUUAGCAAGUUACCACCUCAGUUGCUUUUUAUUCACCAGGGCCAGAAAGAAAUCAAAGAGCUACACUGGCACGCUCAGCUGCCAGGCGUGCUGCUCUCCACAGCCCACAGUGGAUUUAACAUUUUCAGAACUAUUAGCGUUUGAUUAUGCAAUCGGAUAAUAUACUAUGAUACUACAUAAUAUACAAACACUAAUAGAUUA